AUGGAAACACUAGUCACGAAAUGGGGAAACAUGUCAUUAGAUGAUAGAGAAGGCGGUGAAGUGAAAUUGAACGUGACUGAGAGAUCGAAGAACAUCACCAUAGCUGCAAAAAUUUUGACCAAACGAGCUUUGAACACAGAAGCUGUUAUACGGACUUUUAACCCAAUUUGGCGAUCAAAGAAUGGGUUUAAGGUGCGUAACAUGGGAAACCAUACCAUUUUAUUCAUUUUUGAUAAUGAGGAAGAGGUAGAGAAAAUUUUGAAGGGAGAACCGUGGAGCUUUGAUAAGCAUUUGGUGAUGAUCAAGUGGUAUGAUUAUAGUAUUCCAGUUCAGGAUUUAGUUUUUGAACAUGUAACACUGUGGGUGCAAGUGCAUGACAUCCAAACCAAUUAUUUAAGUCGAGAAAUAGCUGAGAAGCUCUGUGAAGCAGCAGGAAAAGUCAGUACAGAGCCAACCUUAGCGGAGGUAGACCGAGGCAACGUAAUGCGGAUUAGAGUUACAGUUGACACAACCCUUCCUCUUUGCAGGGGACGAGUUUUUACACUUGAAGAUGGGUCGAAGGGAUGGGCAUCUUUUAAAUAUGAGCGCCUUCCGAAUGUAUGCUAUUGGUGUGGCCGGCUGGAUCAUUUUGAUAGGGACUGUGAUCGGUGGAUACAGAGUACUGGCACUCUAACCAAAUAG
Molecule: messenger RNA, 681 nt
Organism: Quercus lobata
Lineage: Eukaryota; Viridiplantae; Streptophyta; Magnoliopsida; Fagales; Fagaceae
Exons: 1
Coding region: 1-681 (226 amino acids)
Molecular function (GO): zinc ion binding; nucleic acid binding
Source: RefSeq, a predicted model, not a curated record